AUGAAGUGGUUUCUUAUACUUCUCAGUGUGCUGAGUGCUAUCCUUAUAUCUUGUAGCAGUUCCGAGAAAGUUCGUUACGAUAACUAUCGAAUUUUUCAAAUAAGACCUGACAAUUCAGUGCGUUAUAAUUUGCUGGAGAAUCAUAUCGGUAACGAGAGCUAUCAAGUUUUGCGAUAUCCCAGGCAUGAAGAUGGUAUCAGUGAACUAUUGGUGCCGCCUGAAAAAGUUGAAUCUUUUAAGAAUUUUCUUGAAUCAGAUGGGUUUGACUUCGACGUAGUUGUAGGCAACGUUCAAAAGCUUAUUGACGAAGAGGAAGCAGAUCAAGUCGGACGUGAUGAUUUCAGUUGGACAGCUUACCACAAUCUGGAUCGCAUUUACGGAUGGCUGGAUCAUAUACUGGAAACAUACCCGCAAGAAACCUCUGCAUUUGUCAUUGGGAAAUCUUUCGAAGGUCGCGAGAUACGUGGCUUGAAAAUUUCAUAUAAACCUAACAAUCCGGGAAUAUUCGUUGAGUCGAACAUACACGCUAGGGAGUGGAUAACAUCUGCCACUGCUACAUACCUCAUUAAGGCUUUGUUGACCUCAAACGAUACAAAUGUUCAAAAUAUCGCCAGAAAUUUCGACUGGUAUAUUAUUCCAGUUGUGAAUGUUGACGGGUUUGUUUAUUCGCAUCAGCACAAUCGCAUGUGGCGGAAAACUCGACAACCUCACAGUUCCUUAUGUAUUGGAGCCGAUCCAAAUCGGAAUUUUGACAGCUAUUGGAUGGCCAAUGGAGGCGCGUCAAGUCAGCCAUGCUCGGAAACUUAUGGUGGACCAAAACCCUUCUCUGAGCCAGAAACCCUAGCGUUAGCUAAUUUUUAUCGGUCUAUAUCAAGAAAAGUCACUUUGUAUUUGGCUUUUCAUUCAUAUGGUCAAUAUAUCCUUUUUCCAUAUGGACACACUAAUAAGGAAGCACCGAAAAAUUUAAGGGAUUUAACAACUGUUGCAGAUGAUGCUGCUAAAGCGAUAAGAAAUUUGUAUGGAACGAGAUACACAGUUGGCACUGUGGCUGGAACCCUAUAUAUUGCUAGUGGAGGCGGUUCUGAUUGGGCUUACAAUGAAGGCGGAGCUCGCUUAGCAUAUACCUUCGAAUUCAGGGACAAAGGGAACACUGGAUUUCUUUUGCCAGCUCGACAAAUUAUACCCAAUGCAGAGGAGACCUUGGAUGGAAUAGUAGCUAUGUUAAAAAGUGCCAAAAAUUUAGCGUACUUUUAAGACAAAGUGAAAGAAGGAUAGGGAAAAAUAGGUAUAUUGUAUCAGCAAGCAAAAUAAUAUUUUCCUUAUAAAAGGAAACUUGUUGUGAGUGCUGAAGCAUUAGAUACAUUUUUAAAAAUGCCUUUACUGAGGUUUUGGAUGCAUCAUCCUAGGUUUCGAAUUAAGAUAGAUGAAUGUGGAUAAUAAGUUCAUUUUAUU
Molecule: messenger RNA, 1452 nt
Organism: Hermetia illucens (black soldier fly)
Lineage: Eukaryota; Metazoa; Arthropoda; Insecta; Diptera; Stratiomyidae
Product: zinc carboxypeptidase-like
Exons: 5
Coding region: 1-1254 (417 amino acids)
Biological process (GO): proteolysis
Molecular function (GO): zinc ion binding; metallocarboxypeptidase activity
Source: RefSeq, a predicted model, not a curated record